CAACCAAACUGACAACUCAUACAAAAUGGCGGAAUGGGGAAAGAAACGCAACGGGCGGGGUGCGGUUUCGACUGAGGACAUGCUAGAAGACGAGAAUAAUAGGCUAGCGGAUAAUUUGGCGGCGAAAGUGUCACAACUGAAAUCGAUUGCUCUUGAUAUUCAUGAUGAAACUGAAGAACAAAAUAGACACCUGAAUGGCAUGGACAAUGAAUUUGACAGCACCCAUGGCCUACUCGGUGGAAGUUUCAAAAGAGUACAAGGAAUGAUCCAGUCUGGAAGAGGAAACCGGAAACUUAUGUGCUACAUCACUCUCUUCUUAGUGGCCUUCUUCUUUGUCACUUACUUCCUGAUGGAAAAAGUUCUCAGUCGAUAAUAAAUACACUAGCAUCCUUCUUUCAAAACAACAAAUAUUAUAUAUUUUGAUAUAUUUACAAAGACACAGACAAAGAACGAGAGAGUAUUGUUCUUCCGUAUAACUGUUUGCAUUACCAGAAUAGCACCCGUACAAACUGGAGGAAGGAAUGGUUUGGACCUUUCACGGGAUAGAUGAGAAUUAAAGUGCUCACAUGGAAAAUGUAUAUUCAUGAACAUCUCGUAUGUACAUGAUGUGAUUCGGUAACGACUGUGAAUGUGAAACUACUCGUGACACGACAGAAUCUCUGCAAUAAUGUAAAUAUAUCUUGAUCUAUCAAUCAAGAAUGCAUUUAUAAGUGAAAUCAUUUUCAUGUGAAUCUGUUUUGACAACACAUUGACAAAAAGAAAACAAUAAAAAAAAAACACAAAACUUUCCAGCAUCAAUUCCAGUCUUGCAAUUGCUGCCAACAUUCAACACCUUUAUCAUCAUAAGAUCUUGCUUCUUUUGAGUAAAUUACUUAGAAAGUUUUGCCAAAUUUUUCUGUGGUGCUCAUUAGGUGGUUGUUAGCUUUUGACUAAUUGCUAUUGUGAAUUGACAAGCUCAUGACCGACUCUGGACAAGUUGUGGCAAACAUGACAUGAAUGAACAUGUUUAGUGCAAUGAAGCCUGUGUUGUGAAAAGAUACCAGCUAUAUAAAAUGAUUCUGAACAUUAAAGUUCUUUUUCGGUUCCACACAGCGCUGUAAAUUACCGAAAGUACCGAAAGAAGGGGGGAAAAAAAAGUUGAGCUUCUUCAAACCACCUUAUCAUAUCUGAUGUAUUUUAUUCUAGUGUAUGUUAUUACAUGUAUUUAGUUAUCGUAAUUGCAAAAUCUGUAUAUACUGUAUUAUGCUUUGUCUUCAGUGUAAAUAAAAGGAUUUAUCUCCACUCCUGUGGGGUGGUGCACUUAUUGUUUUUAA
Messenger RNA from Saccoglossus kowalevskii, 1313 nucleotides. RefSeq names its product BET1-like protein. Lineage: Eukaryota; Metazoa; Hemichordata; Enteropneusta; Harrimaniidae. The record is from RefSeq and is a predicted model, not a curated record.